Messenger RNA from Peromyscus maniculatus bairdii (prairie deer mouse), 1236 nucleotides. NCBI's taxonomy places the organism in Eukaryota, Metazoa, Chordata, Mammalia, Rodentia, Cricetidae. The record is from RefSeq and is a predicted model, not a curated record.
UCCAAUCACAGUCUUGGACCAAUCAGAGUUGAUAGGUCUUAUGUUCUCAACCAAACACAUAGGACCUGUGCAUUCUGUGGUUGCCUGGAUACAGUAAACAUAAGAGCAGUUGACUUCAAGUCGGUGGUGAGAAUCCACCUAUACCUGACUGAAUAAUGAGGCAAACUCGGCAACAAUUAUUGAAGAGGCAGAGGAAAAUACAUGAAGAUCUUCGCAAUUUGCAGAAAAAACUUCAGAAAAUAGUGGAUAAGCUUGAAAAUGGAUGCUCUAGGCAGAGAUUCCAAACACGAACUGCAAGGCGUCAGGCAACUGUUGCCUCUGCCUCUACAUCCUCACCUUAUGACCUAAGAGUGUUAAAUAUGAGAAAAAAAACUGGCCAAAAUGAAGUUCCUGUGUUCAAUACCUAUGAAGAAUUUCAUAAGACAGUUCUUCGGUCAUUUGAAAGCAUUUCAAUUGUACUGAACAUAGAUGGAAAAGUUGUUUUUAUAUCACAGAAUGUGUCACCUCUUCUUGGCCAUCGACCAGGAGAUAUUGUGGGGAAGACUUUAUUAAAUAUUAUUCUUGAUGAGGAAAAAGAAGAAGUAUCUCAGAAGGUCAUUCUUAAUCUUCCUUUGGCAAAAUCAGUUGGCAACCUUAUUGAAUUUUGCUGUUAUAUAAGAAAAGGAAAUGCUGCCCAAAAUGCUCUGGAAACACAUGAUUACACGAACAUGUACAACAUCAGGGACACAUAUGAGUAUGUAAAAUUCAUCUUGUACCUGCAGGAUUCCUAUGAUGAGUCAUUUGCAUUUUUUGGAAACUAUGGUACAAAUAGCAGAAGCAUUCAGUCAUCAACUCCAACGAUGUUAUGGGAUCAGCAAUACUAUCUUGUGGGAACCAUUUCAGUUCUUCGUACAAAACCUGAAUCAAAACAUCCUGUUAAAAUUAAACCUACUAUUAUAAUUAUUGAAUCGGAUGAUGACACUGAUAUACAGCACCGCAGGCUUCGAAAACGACGCAAGAGGAAGAGAAUUCAAAAAAAUCGCAAGGCUAAAUAUUUGAAAGCAAAACAUCCUGUAUCAGUUAACAACGUUGAGAUUAUAGAUAUUCAACCGGCCACUCGACAAAUUCCAUUUGAAUUAGUUAAGAUCAGGCCACCGUCUCAAUCAAGUACAUGCUCAAUAAUAAGUGUAGAUACAAGCGUGAGCACGACCACAAGCUCUUCAUCCAUAGAGUUUUCAGCAGCAUCAUUUUCACCGG